AUGGAUUCAGAUUCUGACGAAACCUUAUCCGAUGAAAAUGAUAAUUCAAUUAGUUCUGAUGAACUUGAAAGAAGUGAUUCCGAAGACGAUGAUUCAUUAGUCGAAGAAUUCAGGCAAAGUUCAAUGGACGAUUGGGAAUGGAAAGUUAAUAACUCAAGUUUUUCUGCCUCAUUUAAUUAUUAUGAUGGACAUGCACUAGGAAAAAGCAAUGUAAUUCAACCAAUAGAUUCAUUUUUCACGUUUAUAUCUCAAGAUUUGAUCAAAUUGAUUACUCAUCAAACCAACAUUUAUGGAAAACAACGUUGUGUUGAAAAAGGUGAAGAUGCAAAAAAUUGGAAAGAAAUUAAUGAAAAUCAAACACAUGCAUUUCUCGGUCUCUUAUUUAUCAUGGGAUUUCACAAGCUGCCGAGAACUUUCUCAGUAUUUUGA
This is a messenger RNA of Rotaria socialis, 429 nucleotides long. Lineage: Eukaryota; Metazoa; Rotifera; Eurotatoria; Philodinida; Philodinidae. The record is from the annotation of a GenBank genome assembly.